Molecule: messenger RNA, 1644 nt
Organism: Fulvia fulva
Lineage: Eukaryota; Fungi; Ascomycota; Dothideomycetes; Mycosphaerellales; Mycosphaerellaceae
Product: 1,3-beta-glucanosyltransferase
Exons: 1
Coding region: 1-1644 (547 amino acids)
Biological process (GO): fungal-type cell wall (1->3)-beta-D-glucan biosynthetic process
Cellular component (GO): fungal-type cell wall; cytoplasm
Molecular function (GO): 1,3-beta-glucanosyltransferase activity
Source: RefSeq, a predicted model, not a curated record
AUGAAGGGUCUCGGCAUUGCUUCGACCGCCAUCGCGGCCACGACUUUCCUCGCGAACAGCGUGAUCGCCGCCGAUCUACCAUCUAUCGUCAUCAAGGGCUCCAAGUUCUUCUACGAGAACAAUGGCACCCAAUUCUACAUGAAGGGGGUCGCAUACCAGCAGGACUACUCGGGCAAUGGUACUACCACUUCCGACGACAACACCUACACCGACCCACUCGCCAAUGCCGACAACUGCAAGCGCGACAUCCCCUACCUGCAACAGCUAGGCACAAACACCAUCCGUGUCUACGCCAUCAACCCGACCUCGAGCCACGAUGAGUGCAUGACCGCGCUCGCCGACGCUGGCAUCUACGUUAUCGCCGAUCUGUCCGCUCCCAUCGACGGCGGCUCAAUCAACCGCGACUCUCCAGCAUGGAACGACGCGCUGUACGAGCGAUACACCUCCGUCGUCGACGCGAUGGAGAAGUACACCAACGUGCUUGGCUUCUUUGCAGGCAAUGAAGUCUCCAACGCACCCAACAACACCGAAGCCAGCGCUUUUGUCAAGGCUGCCGUUCGUGAUACCAAGGCAUACAUCAAGGCACAGAACUACCGCACUAUGGGUGUAGGCUAUGCCACCAACGAUGAUGCCGACAUUCGUGAGAACAUGGCCAACUACUUCAACUGCGGAGACGAGGAAAACGCCAUUGACUUCUGGGGAUACAAUAUCUACUCCUGGUGUGGUGACUCUUCCUUCCAGAAGUCCGGCUACGACGUCCGCACUGAAGAGUUCUCCAGCUACUCUGUCCCAGUCUUCUUCGCCGAGUAUGGCUGCAAUGAGGUUCAGCCAAGAAAGUUCACUGAGGUCGGUGCCCUCUACGGCAACCAGAUGAACGACGUCUGGUCAGGUGGCAUUGUCUACAUGUACUUCCAGGAGGCCAACGACUACGGUCUCGUUACCGUGGACGGCGACAGCGUCAGCACCUUGGCCGACUUCAACAACCUGAAGACCCAGCUCGCCAAGGCCACUCCAACUGGUGUCAACUCUGCCUCGUACAGCCCUACCAACAGCGCCGCCUCAUGCCCAACCGAAGCCUCCGGUGGAUGGAACGCCAAGGCAUCUCCUCUCCCACCUUCACCAAACAAGGAGCUUUGCGAGUGCAUGUACAACUCGCUAGGCUGCAUCGUCACCUCCCAGACCGACGUCGAGGACUACUCCGACCUCUUCGGCACCGUCUGCGGCUACGGCGACGAGAUCUGCGCCGGUAUCAAUGCCAACGGCUCCACUGGUACCUACGGUUCGUACAGCAUGUGCAACUCCACCGAGCAGCUCGCCUUCGCUUUCAACCAGUACUACGUCAGCCAGAACAGAGCCUCCGACGCCUGUGACUUCAAGGGCGCUGCCGCCACCAAGUCCGCCACAUCUGCCUCCGGCUCCUGCGCUACGCUUAUGUCGCAAGCAGGCACCGCAGGCACUGGCACCGUCAUGGCAUCCCCAACCGCAAAGGGUGGCUCAGGCUCUGGCGGCUCUGGUGGCUCUUCUUCAUCUUCGGGUGCUGCUGGCCCAAUGGCUUCCGUGCCAAGCGUCGAGAGCACCCUUAUCCCCGUGGCAUUCUUCGCGACUCUUGCUGCGCUUUCAGGUAUGGGUAUGAUCUUAUUAUAG